Messenger RNA from Dromiciops gliroides (monito del monte), 2352 nucleotides. RefSeq names its product bromodomain-containing protein 2-like. Gene Ontology annotation, biological process: chromatin remodeling; regulation of DNA-templated transcription. NCBI's taxonomy places the organism in Eukaryota, Metazoa, Chordata, Mammalia, Microbiotheria, Microbiotheriidae. The record is from RefSeq and is a predicted model, not a curated record. Gene Ontology annotation, cellular component: nucleus; chromatin.
AUGGUUCUUAGAAGUCAUCUGCUGGUAAACCCCAAGAAAUCUUGUAAGAUUUCUGGAAACAAACUUAUAUUCUUUUGGGUGGAGUGCCCACAGGUCACCCCUUGCAGAAAGCUUUCUGUGGAGGGGCUUCAGGGGUAUUGGAGUGUGGGCCCUGAGGCAGCAGCCCCAGGGAAGCAGAAGCCUUCAGUGCUGCCAUAUGAGGGAUUUGGGAGCCUGACUUUGACCCCAGUGCCGCCCCCUGCCAGUCCACUACCACCCCAAGUACUCAAUCCCGAGAAACCAGGCCAGGCCACUAACCAGUUACCAUACUUACACAAAGUGCUGAUGAAAGUCCUGUGGAAACAUCAAUUUGCCUGACCAUAUCGGCAACCAACAGAUGCCAAGAAAUUGAUCCUGUUGGACUAUCAUAAUAAGAUCAUCAAGAAACCCAUAGAAGUGGGAACAAUAAAAACAAGGUUUGGAGAGCCACCAUUACUGGUAACAUCUGAGUGUGUGUAGGAUUUCAAUCCCAUGCUUAACAACUGCUGCACGUGGGUUGUAUUGAUGGCACAGAUGGCGGCACUGAUGCCAACUGAAGAGAAUGAACUGGUGGUGACCGUCCCUAAGGAGAGCCACAAGGAGGAGGCAAAGCUGAGGACACAUGAGAGCAGCCUCUCCACUGUACACCAGGUGCCUGCUAUCUCUUCUUUGUCUCACACAUCCUCGAAUUCCUCAUCAUCUGAGAUGGCCACCACUGUUCUGAACACCCCCCACUGUUCAGUUAUCUCUUCUUCCCUUCUCAAGUCUUUGUACUCCACUGGCACCCCAUUGCAGACAGUCUCUGCACCUCCUCCUGCCCCCUCACUUACCAAGGAGGGGGUGAAGUGGAAAGCAGACUCCAUCACACCUACAGCAGCAGCUAUCCUGGUUCCUGAGUACCCAACCAGUCCCCCUGGGGGUGGCCCAGAGCCCAAGACUCCCCAGCUGGCCCAUAUACACCAGGAAAAUGACCUUCCCAUUAAACCCCAAGGUGAAGAUUCUCCAGCCUCCCAGCAGCAGCAUCUGAGCUCUGAGAAACAGAAGCUGUCAGAGCAACUGAAACAUUCAGAUGACAUUUUAAAAGAGCUACUUUCCCCAAACCAUUCUGCUUAUGCCUAUCCUUUCUAUGAGACCGUGGAUGGUUCAGCCCUUGACCUGAUUCACUACCCUAACAUUCUUAAGCACCCCAUGGACCUGAGCACUGUCAAGCAAAAGAUGGAGAACAGAGAUUUCCAGAAUGCACAAGAGUUUGCAGCUGAUGUGUGCUCUAUGUUUUCCAACCGUUACAAGUAUGACCCUGACACUGUUGCCAUGGCACAAAAACUACAGUAUGAGUUUGAAUUCCAGUAUGCUAAGACACCUGAUGAGCCAACAAAGCCAAGUCCCUUACCUGCCUCAACUCUGGUACCUCCUGGCUUAGCUCAAUCAUCCUCUGAGAAGAGUGGAAGUGAAAGUUGCUCAGAGGAGGAGGAAGAAGAAACUAAAAGUUCUCACUAUGAGAAGGAGGGGGCCAACAUGUUGGGUGAACUAUGGGGACAGCUUCGGGAAGCAAAUGAACAGUUGGCUGCCCUGUACCAGCAGUCAAUUUCCAAGCUUAAGCAGAAACAAGAGAAAAAAAAGAAGAGGAAGGCAGAAAAGCAGUGGCGGCGAUGGGGGAUGGACAAAGAAGACAAGAGUUACAGGCUGCCUCACCCACCACAACCCAAAAAAUCUUCCAAGAAGGCAGGUGAUGGUGGGGUUUGCAGUGGUCCCGGGCCAGCUGAGCCUCCUGCCUUUGGUCUUCCUGGAAGUGGUUCACUUAGGCCCUCAGAGAAGGUGAUGAAGACAGCUUCAUCUCCACUAACUGCUCCCUAUAGCUCAGAGGAAAAAAAGAACGGGCCCAUGAGUUAUGAUGAGAAAUCGCAGCUGAGACUGGACAUCAAGAAGUUACCUAGAGAGAAGUUAAGUGGUGUAAUCCACAUCAUCAUGGCCCAAGAACCCUCAUUCUACAACUCACCCUCUAAGGAGAUUAAUAUUGAUUUUGAUACUCUCAGACCAUCCACACUUCGAGAACUAGAGCACUAUGUUCUUUCCUGCUUGUGUAAGAAGUCAAGGAAACACUAUAUGGUCAAAAAGUCAGUAGGUAAGACAGAGGAAGAACUAGCUCUAGAGAAGGGACAAUUGGAGAAGAAGAGGCUGCAGUAUGUGAGUGCUCAGCUCAAUGCUACCAAGAAGACCCCCAAGAAGGCAAGGAAGAGAGUUGAGACAGCACAGCUACCCACUGUGUUGUGCCUCAGUGACUCACACUCCAGCUCAUCCUCAUCCUCAUUUUCCUCUUCUGAUUCCAGUGACUGA